This is a messenger RNA of Naegleria gruberi, 492 nucleotides long. RefSeq lists its product as uncharacterized. Bases 1 to 492 code for a protein of 163 amino acids. The record is from RefSeq and is a predicted model, not a curated record. Lineage: Eukaryota; Heterolobosea; Eutetramitea; Acrasida; Naegleriidae. The transcript has a single exon.
AUGAAUCAGAUGUUUACUUUUCAUCAUUUUGAGAGUAGAACACAUCAUGUUUUUGCUGUAAGAUAUCCAAAUCAUUUUCUGUUCGAAUUUAAAGGUGUAAGUCGUAAAGAAAAGGAAAUUUUGAUUGAUGUGAGUGUUUCUACUUCUUUAAAAGCAAGUGAUAUUCAAUCAAUUUUUGAUUCAAACAACGUUAAUAUUGAAAAGUUAGAAGAAAAGACUGACAUAUCUACUUCAGUUUACACUUUGAAACAAAAGUUGCCUAAAAGUGCAGACGCACAGCUCAUCAAACAAGGGAUUGGAUUGCUGCCAGAUUCUGAAGACAGAGUGUUCCUACUUUAUUGUGAGAAGAAAGUGGAUAUUUUAAAACCAUCAAGUGCGAACUCUUUCGCGUUCUUUGCCUCUCCUAAACCAAAAAAACCUCAACUCGAAAGCACUCAGCAAACUCAAGAUGCAAGUACAGACAAUCAAAGUACGAGAGAUGCAGAUGAAUAA